Molecule: messenger RNA, 3550 nt
Organism: Coregonus sp. 'balchen'
Lineage: Eukaryota; Metazoa; Chordata; Actinopteri; Salmoniformes; Salmonidae
Source: the annotation of a GenBank genome assembly
ACACCAUGUCAAAGGGACCAGCAGUUGGCAUUGACCUGGGCACCACUUAUUCCUGUGUGGGUGUUUUCCAGCAUGGCAAAGUGGAGAUCAUCGCCAAUGACCAGGGCAACAGGACCACACCCAGCUAUGUCGCUUUCACAGACACAGAAAGGCUGAUUGGGGACGCGGCCAAGAACCAAGUGGCCAUGAACCCCACAAACACAGUGUUUGGUAAGAAAUUAACUUGGGGAAAUUGAUGAAAUAACAUGUACGGUAUAUAAGAUGUACUAUACAUGGAGAGACUAUCUGUGGCAUUAACUCGUGUUUACCCCCUUAUCUCCCAGAUGCUAAGCGGCUGAUAGGGCGGAAGUUUGACGACAGUGUCGUCCAGGCAGACAUGAAACACUGGCCGUUUACAGUGAUCAACGACUCGACACGGCCCAAGGUCCAAGUGGAGUACAAGGGAGAGACCAAGGCCUUCUACCCAGAGGAGAUCUCCUCCAUGGUGCUGGUCAAGAUGAAGGAGAUCGCAGAGGCCUACCUGGGCAAGGUGAGCGUGCUCACAACAGUCCUAUCACUCUGUCUUCAUAGCAACGCAUGUUAUGGUCUUUGGGGUGUUACUUAAUGGUUGAACAAAAUAUAAAUGCAUUUUUCUCACACUGUAGAGAUAACUUCCAAAAAUGAAGAUUGUCUUGUUACUUAAAGUGACACAUUACUAAUUUGUGUAUACUGUAAAUCUUUCCUCCUGUAGACUAUAACCAAUGCAGUGGUCACUGUGCCAGCUUACUUCAACGACUCUCAGCGCCAGGCCACCAAAGACGCAGGGACUAUCUCAGGACUCAACGUACUCCGCAUCAUCAAUGAGCCAACCGCUGCUGCUAUCGCCUAUGGCCUGGACAAGAAGGUUAAUGUAUAUAUAUUUAUCAACACUAACAACUAUACUUAGAACUCAGAACCAUAAUGCAUACCUGAGGCCCAUUGACAUGUGUUUUGGGAGACACAUUUCACAAAAAUGCAUAUUUAACUCACGUUUCAAAAAAUAAUAAUUUUAGGUGGGAGUGGAGAGAAAUGUCCUAAUCUUCGACCUGGGCGGAGGUACGUUUGAUGUGUCUAUCCUGACCAUCGAAGAUGGGAUCUUUGAGGUGAAGUCCACAGCCGGAGACACCCAUCUUGGAGGAGAGGACUUCGACAACCGCAUGGUCAACCACUUCAUCUCUGAGUUCAAGCGCAAAUACAAGAAGGACAUCAGCGACAACAAAAGAGCUGUGCGUCGUCUGCGCACUGCCUGUGAGCGUGCCAAGCGCACCCUGUCCUCCAGCACCCAGGCCAGCAUUGAGAUUGACUCUCUGUAUGAGGGCGUUGACUUCUAUACCUCCAUCACCAGGGCUCGCUUUGAGGAGCUGAACGCUGACCUGUUCAGAGGCACACUGGACCCUGUGGAGAAGUCUCUGAGGGACGCCAAGAUGGACAAGGCCCAGGUUCACGACAUCGUCCUGGUGGGAGGCUCCACACGCAUCCCCAAGAUCCAGAAGUUGCUGCAGGACUUCUUCAACGGGAAGGAGCUCAACAAGAGCAUCAAUCCUGAUGAGGCUGUUGCCUAUGGUGCAGGUGGGGCUCUUUAUUUUUCUAGCUCCCUCUUCUAUCUAAAGCUUUGCCCAGUAAUCCCUCUGGUCAGCUGUGUCUUUUCCUGUUCUGUCUUCUCUAACCUUCAUCCAGAGAAGCCCUAAUAUGGAUAAGGACAUUAUAAAUGCUUUGAUGGUUUAAGAAUGAGUGAUGACCCCUGUGCCUGUUGACAGCUGUCCAGGCGGCCAUCUUGUCCGGAGACAAGUCUGAGAACGUGCAGGACCUGCUGCUGCUGGACGUCACGCCACUGUCCCUGGGAAUUGAGACUGCUGGAGGGGUCAUGACCGUGCUCAUCAAGAGGAACACCACCAUCCCCACCAAGCAGACGCAGACCUUCACCACCUACUCAGACAACCAGCCUGGGGUGCUCAUUCAGGUGAGGGGGAUGUACUAUGACUCAUUCCUAGGUACCUCAAUGGAUUAUGUUUCCAUCAGUGUCAAAAUGUUAGCAUAUACUCUAGUUGAUAUUUAACUAGAAUUUGUUCUGAAUCAAUACUUACCCACACACUCCUUUUAUUUGUUAGUGUUUACAUUCAAACUUGGGAUGAGACUUUGAAUGUAUCCACAUGAGUGUUGACCUGAGUGUGUGUUGGUGUCCUAUCCAGGUGUAUGAGGGGGAAAGAGCCAUGACCAAAGACAACAACCUACUGGGGAAGUUUGAGCUUUGUGGGAUCCCACCAGCCCCCCGGGGUGUGCCUCAGAUCGAGGUCACCUUUGACAUCGACGCCAACGGCAUCAUGAACGUGUCCGCCGCUGACAAGAGCACCGGCAAGGAGAAUAAGAUCACCAUCACCAAUGACAAAGGUACACUUAGUAGUUCUUACAGUUUAAAGGGGAAAUCUGCAUUUCAAACAAUAACAAAGCAUUUACCCUGCCACUGUUUUGGGGGAAAAGUUGAGGGAGGGGGCUGGAGAAAUGUAACCACUCUCAAAUGUAUAGACAUAGCUAUGGAUGCAAGGACUGACCAUCCCAUGAUAUUACAAUUAUAGUUUUAACCAUGUUUUGAGGCUAGGCAGUGUUUACAGUUACAUAGCUUAUUUUUGGUUUAUUUAAGACAUUUAUUAAUUAAUAUGUAUAUAUGUAUUCAUUUUUUAUAUUUUUUAUUUAAAAGUCCAAACAUGGAUGAACCAUUUGCAGAUUGCCCUGUAAAGCUAUAGUCUUAAAUCUGGGAAUCUGCUCAUUUCAAUUAUUGAUAUUUACCCAUUGAUUCUUCAACAUCUGAAUCCCAUAAUGUAGCUUUAAACACGAUGCCAUUGUAAAGUAUGCAGACUAUUUUAAAUGGGGAUGUCCUCUCCAACAAUGCUUGGUAACAAAGCCUCCAUCUCAUUGUCUGUCCCUCUCUCCACAGGUCGUCUGAGUAAGGAGGACAUAGAGCGCAUGGUCCAGGAGGCUGAGCAGUACAAAGCUGCGGACGACGUCCAGAGGGACAAGGUGGCGUCCAAGAACGGCCUGGAGUCAUACGCCUUCAACAUGAAGUCCACCGUGGAGGAUGAGAAGCUCAAGGGCAAGCUCAACGACGAGGACAAACAGAAGAUCCUGGACAAGUGCAAUGAGGUCAUCAGCUGGCUGGACAAGAACCAGGUACAGUACGGGCUCUGGGUCCUUCAACCAGAAUGGAGUGGGUUAAUGUUCAUAUCUAAAGUCAAGUAUAGCACUCUGAGUCCCUCACCUCAUUGUAAUUUGAUUAAACAAAUGUCUGGUGGUUAAACAAGGUUGGAGCACUGUCUCUCUCUCGCUCUUCCUUUCUCCUCUCUCCUUGUAGUCUGCAGAGAAGGAGGAGUUUGAGCACCACCAGAAGGAGCUGGAGAAGGUGUGUAACCCCAUCAUCACCAAGCUGUACCAGGGUGCAGGGGGCAUGCCCGGGGGGAUGCCAGGGGGGAUGCCAGGGGCUGGUGGUGCCACACCCGGAGGAGGCGGAUCCUCUGGACCAACCAUUGAGGAAGUCGAC